GGUAACGGCACCCAGCCUGUGUUGACACCCAGAGCCCAGGGGACUCGCCUGGGAUACCGAACUGCGGGCUUACUGUCCUGGAUCCAGACAAAACAUGCCGGCGGCACAGGAGACGGCAGCGACGCGGGCACCACUACCGGCAGCAAACAUGGCGCAGACCGGGCGCAACAGAGCACCGAACAGCAAGGAAUCCCCGCGGCCGGUGGUGAGGCUGGUGGUGACGGACACCGAGCUCGGGGACCAGGAGGCAGUCCCAUUUAAAUCUAUGGACCUUGCGCGUGUGCUCAAAUUAUUCGAAGACCCUUUCUCUCGAGAUUUAACAGAACGCCAUGUGCGGGUUUUGAAAAAAAUAUCCAAACAUUAUUGCAAUGGUAUCCCUUUAAAAGAUUUGACACAAAUAAUAAAAAUUCUGAAUAUUUGUGCUCAAAGGAUUGAAAACCAUAAAGAUUUCAUAGACCCUAUGUGUGAAAUUAUAAAGCUUUUCGGGCUGCCUUUUCUGAAAGAGAAAUCAUCAGAUGAACUAAAUUAUGCAAACGCAGUCAUGCAAUCAAUAUCUCAGUUGGGCUGCUUGAUGCGGGUCCCGAGCUCUCUAGUAAGGAUACAGAUAUGCAAUUCCAUUGCCAAUUUUUAUAAUCCAGAGUCCGUUAAACAACCGAUUGAAGGUUUUCAACCAACCAAUGUACAUUUCAAGAUCCAGAUGGCUGAAGCAGGCGGCUUGGCUGAGACUCUGGUAUUGUCUCUAACAUUGGUUGAGAAUCAUCUGCAGGAGAAGAUUUCCAUGCUUAAAGUAUUGCAGCUUCUGUCUUCUACUUCUGAGAAUUGUAAGCUUAUGACAAAAGCCCAAGCUGGCAGCAGAAUUUGCUCCCGACUAAAUGACCCAGAUCCGUCUGGACAGCUUCUUUUCCGUUCUUCUGAAAUUUUGUGGAACCUGUUGGAAAAUGGACCCAAGGAAGAGCUCAUUAGUCAGCUUAGCACCAUAGAGUGCAUCUAUCCAUUAAAAGAUUCGUUUGUGCGACUUCUGACGAACGGUAACAGACAUUAUGACCGCCAACUUAGAAAUGAUCUACUAGUAAUUGCUACAUUGAUUGCAGAAAACAAUGUGACGCCAAUGAUUGAAAGUGGAUUUGCCAAGCAACUUAUCUUGUUUGCUACAUUUUCAGAAGUGAAAAGUCACAAUCCUUUGGUUAAAAAUCUAAAACUUUUACACAACCAUGAAGAUUUUGAAAUGAAGAAAUUGCUGUUCAAUAUGCUUGUGGUCUUAGCCAAAGAAUUUUCAGCAAUUCAGCUGCUCAGUGAUGGGAAGGUGGUCUUAGCCCUUUUUAACUAUGUAAAAGCAAAUGAAAAGCCUGGAAAAUAUGACUGGCCUGCAGCCCGCUUUGAAGACCUGCAGCUCCAUGCCAUCGCAACCUUGACAACAGUAGGUCCCUUACUGCUGGAAGACUACAUGACCUGUCAAGGAAACACACGCAUCCUUCUGUUCCUUGAUUGGUGUGUCAGCCAAGAUGCUUUCUCUGGCCAGGGCAACUGUUUCCAUGGUGUUGGUGGCCGUGGAAACAAGCACGCCCACAUGCGCUACAGCUUAAGGCUGCUAAGGUCUGUUGUGGCCCAGGGGGAUGAGACUGUGAAUCAAGACCUUUGUGAUCAGGGAGCAAUUAGCCAACUCUUGGGAAUAUUGAGGAAAUUAUUGACUGAUGUGGAUGGGAAAGAAGACGGUGUUCUUCUGGAAAUUCAAGCGGACAUACUGUUCAUAUUAUCCACUGCAUGUGAAAACGAUCUUCAUAAAAAGGAGUUAUUUGGCACAGAUGGGGUAGACCUGUUACUCCAGUUGCUCAAGAUGGAUUCCUCUAAAUUCUAUAGCGGCCUAGGUCACAACAAACUGAUCUUUUGCACAUUGGACUGUAUUUGGUGCUGUAUUAUAGGAUGUUUCUCAUCAGAGGACUAUUUCCUUGAAAAAGAAGGCAUGUUUAUAAUUCUGGAUUUAUUAGCUUUAAAUGUGAAAAACAUGAUCAACAUAGUGCUUGGAAUCUUGGUGGAAUUUUGUGACAAUCCUAAAACUAUUCCACAUAUUGCAACAUGGCGAGGGAAGGGGAAUGAGACAGCCGCUAAGCUUCUUCUGCAGCUGUGGAAGGAAGAAGAGGAAGAACUGGGCGUAAGACGAGAUGAAUAUGGACGUAUUAUUGAUGUGAAGAAACCUUUAGUUGGACAGUUCCAGGAAGCUCAGGAGGUGACACCAGUGCCUGCUAACUCUUUCAGUAUUGCAAUCAUUGAAGUGGCUGAGAACACUAGAGCAAAACUUUAUUCCAUAUUUUCUAAAAUUGGUUUUGACAACCUGCCGGGUUUAUCAACACUAGAUUAUGUCACACUUAGUGUGAUUAGUAGAUAUCUUGAUUUUAAAGUUGGAGAAGUUUGGCGUGAAAUCAGAGAAGAGCUGAAAGCUGAGAAUAUUAAACCAGUAACCUCUGAUCAGGAAGUCUUGGACGUUAUUGCAAAAGCUACAGAAAACAUUAGUAAAACUGUUGCCUCUCACCAGACAGAAAUAAUUGAAAACCAGCAACAAACUGAACUUCAAGAAGAACAGCAAACAUAUGCAGAGAUGAAAUCAAACAACAAGCAGAUUGAAUUAGUCAUGAAAUCUUGGGAUAAUUUCCUUGCUCGGACAUCAAAUUAUGAGUCUUUAAAGAAAGCAAAGCGCCUGCAGGAAAAAUCUAUAGAAUCUUCUAGGCCUAAAGCGAGACCAAAAAAUGCCAUUAUCCAUUCAACUCAAAUUCCCCAUCUUAAUACCACAGUUGCCUCCGGCCGUCUGGUGACUGUAGAAAGUACACCUUCCCAUCUCAUUGGAGGGCCACUAGCAGACACAGAUAUCGCUGUAAAAAGAGUUUCCAUACGUGGCGGAGCUCUGCAGAAGACCAUGAGUGUUAAAAUGUUCAACCAACACAGCAUAGACUAGGUGUCUCUCAAAUAAACUAUGUUCCAUUUCAUUUUAUUUACAAGUAACCUAUUUAUAGAUGCACUUCAUGUACAGUGGAUAUAAAUUUAGAAGGCAGAUGAGAACCACACAGGCAAUCUAGCCUGGCCAUUUUUC
This is a messenger RNA of Pelobates fuscus (common spadefoot toad), 3082 nucleotides long. RefSeq names its product cilia and flagella associated protein 69 (gene CFAP69). The record is from RefSeq and is a predicted model, not a curated record. Bases 95 to 2947 code for a protein of 950 amino acids. Lineage: Eukaryota; Metazoa; Chordata; Amphibia; Anura; Pelobatidae. Gene Ontology annotation, cellular component: non-motile cilium; sperm midpiece. Gene Ontology annotation, biological process: olfactory behavior; response to odorant; positive regulation of flagellated sperm motility. The transcript is spliced from 23 exons.